AUUACUGAUGAACUCCGAAGCACCGAUACUUCAAAGUCUGCCGUGUCCGCGUAUAAUACUCCGCCGAUACUCCGAUACCCCGAUACACGGGCGAUACACGUAUCCCAGGAGUAUCGGCUUUUCCGAUUUUAAAAAGAAAGAAAAAAAAUACCGAUACACCACCGAUACACCGCCAGGGACAUCAUCGACACGGCUAGGACACAUGAAUGUUGGGAAGCCCAAUCAAAGCCCACUAGUGACCCUAAUAGUUAGUGUCCUAUCUAUCUAUUUUCUUAAUUAACUAUGGAAGUGGUUUGGAUUGAGGCCUCAGGAGUGAGUGCACCGCCACCGUUGCCGUCUGGAGUCGCUCGCCGCCAUCUAGAAUCGCCUCCCCGCAACCUGGAAUCGUUCUCUCCUCCGCCACCUCAAUUAUUCUUUGACUUCACAAGUCAUUGCAUAGCAUUUCAUUAAUUUUAUAUGUAUAUUCGCCGUAUCGCCGUAUUGUUGUUUCUAGAAAUUGCCGUAUCGCGUAUCCCCGUAUCCGUAUCGCCAUAUCUGUCUCGCCGUAUCGGUGCUUCGUAGCUGAUGAAUACGGAUAGUUCUGUGGUCUUGGAUACGGGCCAUCUUAUGUCGCCAAACAGUGAAAACACACCAAGUGCGGCUGCGGAGGGAGCUAUGGAGUAUGAUCCAGUAGUGCCUCGCGCUGAUCUAAUUUCCAUCUCAAACAAGCAAAAAAAUGAUGUGCUGGUACCUGAGUUUGCCGUCGCUAGCGAGGAGACAGGGGGCACGUCGAUCACGAUGGCGUUGCAUGCUGCACGUCCAUCGAUCCAUGCAGCGCCGAGACUGGAACCCGCGGCUCACACGCCGAGCGGGCCGAAGACGGCGAGCGGACCUGUUGUGUCUCAGCCAACCUCGCAUGGUCGUUUUGACAUCAUGCAUUCUGAGGGAGCGAGUAACCCUGGUCUUUCUUUGGCUGUUGACACUGUUAUUUCUUGUAAGAAUUUACCAAGUAUGGCUGUGGAGGACAGUGAGAAGUAUGCACAAACUGUUUUACCAGACACGGUGAUAGAUAACAAAGCGGGAAAGAAGACGUCGACUGUGGCAGAUGUGCAUGGCACAUGCAGAUCGGACCUUGCUGGAGCAGGACACGUGGCUUUGGCCACGCCGACGAUCUCCAAGCCGUCCCCUUUUGUUGGCUCUGCUUCGCCUAUGGGGAAGGGAAAAUCUUUUAGGCCUGGUAUGCAUGGCCCUUCUAAACCCAUACAGACGACGCCUACCAAGACUACGUCGAUUCAUACUGUCAUUAAGCACAAGGGUGCGGAAAAAAAUAAGAUUGUUGAUUUUGGGGGUAUUGAAGAGACAACUAUGCAAAGUGUGCGAUCGAGUGGAAGGUUGCGCGCUCAGCCAAAUUAUGACGCUACUCAAAUGGAGAGGGCGAGAAUGAUUCUUCAGAAGCGAGAUGAAAUACCUGUGAUAGGUUAUCCGACGCGCUGCUCAUUGGAUUCACCAAUGGGUUUUACUUCUCCCUAUGGAACAACGGGAGGAUAUGGCUUCUGGAUGGCGACACAUUAA
Messenger RNA from Lolium perenne, 1551 nucleotides. The record is from RefSeq and is a predicted model, not a curated record. NCBI's taxonomy places the organism in Eukaryota, Viridiplantae, Streptophyta, Magnoliopsida, Poales, Poaceae.